Messenger RNA from Dothidotthia symphoricarpi CBS 119687, 2472 nucleotides. RefSeq lists its product as uncharacterized. Bases 1 to 2472 code for a protein of 823 amino acids. The record is from RefSeq and is a predicted model, not a curated record. The transcript is spliced from 6 exons. NCBI's taxonomy places the organism in Eukaryota, Fungi, Ascomycota, Dothideomycetes, Pleosporales, Dothidotthiaceae.
AUGUCGCAGUCGCAUGUCCCAGAUAGGGCCCGCAAGUAUAAGGAAGAGCCGGCGCCUGUAGCGUCGCAGAAGAUGCCCUCGGCCCUUCUGCACCCUCGACCGUUGGAGUUUCGAGCGUCGCGCCCAAGCCCGCGCCCCGUCACUGUCACCGCCGCUGUUGGCUUCACCCUCGUUUCUUUUUGCAUGCAGCGUCCGCCUCUGCAAGCCCCGUCCACUCAUCCUCGGCCACCCCAGCACACCCGCCCUACCCUCUACAUGCAUCACCCCCACUCAGCCCAGGGUUUGCCGCCACCAACCCACCAUCCGGUGCACCACCCUAGGCCUGGCGUAGUCCAUCAUCACCACCAGCCACACCCCGACUCUCCUCACCAGUCAGCACCUUCACAAAGCCCAGCACAGGGCCACUAUCCAUCGCCGCAUCCAUCCAACCACCAAGGGCCUCCACCACACCAGUCGCCCUACGUUCAGCAACUCCAAGGACCACCACCACCGCAACAGCAAGAAGUGCCUUAUUAUUCGGCGCACCCCAGUCCGUACAGCACUAACAGUGCCCCAAGUAAUUACUCUUCUUCAGAAGCACCAGAACUCAUGGCGGCCGCAACUAUGAACCGGACGGGGUUUCCACCAAUUUCAUACCACACCCCCCAGUCCAACUCGCCUGCGUCUGUUCAGUCCCCGCAACAUGACCAGCAUGGAAGGCCUAUCUAUGGACAGCCACCAAGCCAGAUGCCGCAAUCAAUGUAUUACACACCAUAUGCAUCGUCAGCUGUGCCUCAACCAUCGCCAUACCCGCAGCAUCCUUCGUCGACACCUCAGCAGCCGAUGGCGACAAACCCUCUUUUGAUGUCACACCAACAGAGCCAACAGAUGCAACACCCACACCAGCAUCAUCCCCAAACACCCGGGAUGGCUGGAAGCCCAAAGCCUCGCAUGUCACAGACGCCUCUUCAAAGGCCACCAUCUGGGCUUGGUCCCCCUCAACAACCGCCUCAAGGUCCCCCGGUUGGUACACCAAACAUGCACGCGGGUCCUCCUGGCGGUCCCAACGUCAACCCAAAUGCUGCACCUGGUCCAAUUCCUGCCACAACCCCACUUGUCGUACGGCAGGAUCAGAAUGGCGUCCAGUGGAUUGCUUUCGAAUACUCGCGCGACCGGGUGAAGAUGGAGUACACCAUUCGCUGUGAUGUCGAAUCGAUCAACGUCGAAGAGCUUCCCCAAGACUUCAAGACAGAGAACUGUGUAUACCCACGCGCGUGCUGUGCCAAGGACCAAUACAAAGGCAACCGACUACACUACGAAACUGAAUGCAAUACCGUCGGUUGGGCAUUAGCUCAGCUGAACCCUUGCCUGAGGGGAAAGCGAGGUCUCAUUCAGCGAGCAGUCGACAGUUGGCGAAACAGCAACCAAGACCCACGACUGAGGAGUCGUCGCGUAAGGAGAAUGGCCAAGAUGACCACCAGGAAAGCGCAGGCGAACACACACGGUACCCACAUGGCUGGCCCAGGUGGACCAGGCACACCUGGGGUUCCCAACUCAGCCGGAAUGGCAGGCCCACCCCGACAACCGAACAUGGGCAUGGGAGGUCCCCAGAUGCAUCAUCACCAUGACCAUUCCGGCGGACCCCAAGGAGGAUCAGAUGAUGUUAGCGCCAAUGACUACUCUGAAGCGCAUACACAUCACCACCAGGCGCCAAACGGAUCGCCCAGCGACACACGGCAAACACAUAACUUCUACCCCACCUUCCCCACCAGCGACUCAGCUGCGGGAUCAAGCGGUAUGCCACCGAUUCACGACGGCCUCAGUCACCCCCCACCUCCGCCGCAUGCGGCUGGUGUUCCCGUAUCGAAGCAGCAAGAGCAAGACGAAGAGGAGCGAAAACUAGCUAUGUUUGGCGACCUACCGGAGUCGAAGCGUCGUAAGUUCAUCCUAGUAGACGACGCGCAACGCGGAACAAGAGUGCGUGUACGCGUCACACUCGACACCGUGAAGAUGGAGGAAAUGCCAGACUCGUACCGCAAGUCAAACUCGGUGUUCCCACGCAGUUACUUCGCCAUGCAGAUGACAUCUCCGCCUGCCAGCCCCCGUGGUAGCAAGGUCUUCAGCGACGAACCCGAUGUGGAGAACGACCCAAGUUUCCCUGUGGCGGGCACCACCAGUGUGCCAGUGCCUACUCUCGAUGGCGAGACCCGUGUCCCGAAGCCGCGUCUGACACGAGCGAAGCGGUCGAAGGAGAUCACACUCAACGAUCUCGGGUACCGCAUGAGUUGGAGCCAGAGUCGUGUCUUUGCUGGCAGAACAUUAUUCCUGCAAAAGUCUCUUGAUGCCUAUCGCAAUAAGAUGCGAAGCAGCAUGAUGGGCCAAGGCCAGGACGUCACCCAAGUAGCGCCACACUUCGAGACGCGCGUUGGAAAGCGACGCUGGAACGAGAGAAUCGAGAGAAACAAGAAGACGAGGCGCGACGGGUCUCCUUAA